GUUUGUUGCAUAUUUUUAAAGUUAUGUUUUCAAAUCAAUCUCGACAUGACCCUAUAUUGGAUAAUAAUGGCAUCAGAGGUUCUCAUCUGUGUAACCGCCACAGCCGCGCAGAACAACAGCACAGUGGGUGACGAGCGCUUUGUAACGACCACUGACCAUCAACAGACGCCCAGUGUCGUUAAUCCCGACACACGCGCCAAUAUCAGCAUUGUGAACAUCACAGACAGAGAAAUCAAAGACCUGCCUACAGCGGCCAGCGGAAAUACAAUUGCUGGCAAUAGGGAUGCUUACAGCUCACGGCUUAAACGUGUUGUGUGUAACAUUGAUGCUAGUGCAGCUACCAGAGAUGGAACACGUCGAUUUCUGCUGCACUCUAUGGCACCUAACUAUUGCUCAGAUAUUUACUACAGCUAUACAGAAAUAAGUGAUGACACGGAAAGAUUUAUUCCAUCCAGGUCUAAUCUCCUGCCGCUAAAUGAAAACGAGUAUUUUCCGAAUUAUAUAACUAUUAACGACUUUAAAGUCAAAAUGCCAAAUGUACAAACUUUUCUAACGGUGAUAGAAUCGAGCGGUUUAUCUUACGAGUCAAUCGUAUCUGACGUGAACAAACUGGAAGAUUUUACUCAAGCCUGCCGGCAACACCUUCGGUUGUGGGGAUUUGACGGCCUUGUUAUUCACUGGUUAUACCCGCCAGAGGCCAGGCAGCUUACCACUUUGUUGAGACAUCUGAAAAUGACAUUCUACCGGGAAGUCAUCACAAACAGUUACAGGCUUCAAAUUGGUGUUGUAUUAGCUGGAUUUGUGCAAAACAUCUCGCAGUACUAUGAGGUUGGACUUCUAAACAAUUUUGCGGACCAAAUAACAUUACUAACAUUUAAUCCCGACAUUGAAGACAAGAAUAGAACUCAACUCCUCACACCAUUGUACCCAGCCCGAGAUAACGACCAACCCGUCAGAUUCACCCCACAGACGUCCACACUAGAAGAGGUGUACCGACCAAGUGAGAUGUUUGAAGGCGCCAAGACAAACAAGACAGGAUACAUCGAUAGCCACUACCUGUCUGGGUUGGCCAAACGGUUUGGUGUGGCUAGCAGUUCCUUAAUGAGUCAACAUUCUCUCGCCAAUUUAACUGCGCAAAGCGAAACGAGAGACGACACUGACCGGAGCAUUGGAUCACAUGCCAGUGGCAAGCCAAUUAAAAUGUCCAGACAGAGUCGCCAAACUGAUACGAUCCAACAUAAUACUUUCAGUAUCGAUUCCAUGUUAAAAAAGAUGAUUGACAGUGGAGCGGAUAAAUCGAAAGUGAAUGUGGUGAUUUCCUUGGUUGGGCAAAGUUUCCUUCUAAAAGACAGGACCGUGGCAGGGUUAAAUGCUCCAGCCAUUGGAGUUGGGACUUCAACACUCUCAGAUAAGACAGGACACGUGUUUUACUACGAGAUGUGCCAACGCAUUAAAAAUGGAACUAACAUGAGAGCCUCUUUCAGGGAUCUUACACCUUUCUGGUACUUGGAAAAAGAAUGGGUCACUUAUGAGGAUGAACGAAGUAUAACUCAAAAGAUUGAAUACCUAAAAGAGCAUAACAUAGGAGGUUUGAUGAUAUCUUCUCAAUCCGAAGAUGACUUCUCUGGCGCGCAUUGCAAUAAAGGAAAUUUUCCCUUGUCACGUCUGGCAUACGAGUUAAGUAACUUAGGCGAGAGUGACCUCUGGAAAUGUGAAAAAUGUGAGCAAUAUUGCUCCUCUACACUAUCCAUAUGCUCGCCCAGUUUGAGCUUUGUUGCCUUACUAAUGCUGCUAGCGACUCGAUAAAGGCAGCCCUUGUGCGGGUUUCAUUACUACUGUUUGUUUCUUAUUUAUUUAAGUUUGUUUAUUAAGCUUUUUGUUUCUUUCAAAUAAAACUAGAAUUA
Molecule: messenger RNA, 1904 nt
Organism: Physella acuta
Lineage: Eukaryota; Metazoa; Mollusca; Gastropoda; Physidae
Product: chitinase-3-like protein 1
Biological process (GO): carbohydrate metabolic process; chitin catabolic process
Cellular component (GO): extracellular region
Molecular function (GO): chitin binding; chitinase activity
Source: RefSeq, a predicted model, not a curated record